AUGUUUUCCAUUGCCAAUCCCGAUGAAGUUCAUUGCAAAUGCACAAGAUGCAAUUGCAAUCCUCUUGGAUACACCAUAACAGAUAAAAGAACUGCCAAGCGUCAUGCCCAGAAUGAUAAUGACAGGAAUAUAGAUAAAACCAUUAAUGAACAAAUAGUUUUGACAGCCGAAGUAAACACUGGUGAAGCUGAUAUGGACGUAGAUCAAAUUGAAGAACAUAUUGAAUAUGAUAAUUACUCUGAUGGUGCACCCUCACCAGAGCAGUAUGUCAAUACCCACUUACCUCUUUUGGUGGAAGAAUCUCUUUUUGAAACAGAGGAGUAUACCUCAGAGUAUGAGUCUGAAUAUGAGUCGUCGGAUGAAUUUGAGCAAGAAGAACAGAACAGAGAGCAAGAACAGGAGUCUACAGAAAACCUUCCAGAGAAUAUUUGGCAUCAAGUAAUUGCGGUUUUCACUGUGAUAUUUAUUUCUAGCUUCAUUGUGGAUGAAGGCGCAGUAAUUUUGAUUACAUUCAUAAAUACAAUCCUUGGACAUUAUGGAGAGGAUUUCCGACUUCCCACAAGCAUUCCGGGUUUGAGGAAAAUGACAGGCACUGGAAAAAUAAGGACAAUUAACAUAUUGUCCAGGUAG
This is a messenger RNA of Phycomyces blakesleeanus NRRL 1555(-), 630 nucleotides long. RefSeq lists its product as hypothetical. Bases 1 to 630 code for a protein of 209 amino acids. NCBI's taxonomy places the organism in Eukaryota, Fungi, Mucoromycota, Mucoromycetes, Mucorales, Phycomycetaceae. The record is from RefSeq and is a predicted model, not a curated record. The transcript is spliced from 4 exons.